Bubalus bubalis (water buffalo) is the source of this 1868-nucleotide messenger RNA. Its product is annotated as CMRF35-like molecule 6. Gene Ontology annotation, molecular function: transmembrane signaling receptor activity. NCBI's taxonomy places the organism in Eukaryota, Metazoa, Chordata, Mammalia, Artiodactyla, Bovidae. Bases 364 to 1026 code for a protein of 220 amino acids. The record is from RefSeq and is a predicted model, not a curated record. Gene Ontology annotation, cellular component: plasma membrane. The transcript has 4 exons.
CCACGGAAGAGGAACCCAGCUUGUUCCUGCUCUGUGGAUGGGAGUGUGAGACUGAGAGAGAAUCUGCUGUGGGUUGGGCGAGGAGGGUCAGCCUCCCCGAUCGAGGGGCCCGGCACGUGUCUAGUCGCUGGACUGAGAGGAGCUGAGGGCAGCGGGUCCUUGCCCUGGACCAGCCGUGUUGCCCUCCCCCUAAGCUUCCUGCCUCCUGACCUCUGGACCAUCUGACCUGACCCAGGACGGGACCAGGAAGCAGAGAGGCCCAGAGGAGCAGAAGUGAGGACUGGGAGGCACUCGUCUGAGGAGGUUCGAUUUUGUCCUGGCCCAGGGCCUGGCGCUGCUGCAGGUGACAUCCCUCCUGGGGAAAUGACCCCGAGGAGCAGGGCCGGGUGGCUGCCUUCAGCUCUGCUGCUGCUCCAGCUCCCAGGCUGUUUGUCCCUGAGCGGCCCCCGCAGAGUGACGGGCAUCGUGGGGGGAUCCCUGAGAGUGGAGUGUCGAUAUCGGGAGGAAUUCAUAAACAGUUCCAAAUUCUGGUGCAAAUCCCCAUGUGUGUUAUUGUGGAGGAUGGUGGAGACCACAGUGUCAGAGAAAGAAGUGAGGAGGGGCCGCGUGUCCAUCAGAGACCAUCCUGCACACCUCACCUUCACAGUGACCUUGGAGAGCCUCAGAGAAGAGGAUGCGGGAACGUACUGGUGUGGGAUUGAUGAUCCAUUUCAAACUGACAUCACCUUCCAGGUGGAGGUAUCUGUGAUCCCAGCCCCUGCUACAGCCACCGGCCCCGAGAGGUCCACAGGCUCCCCAGGCUCUCCCACGAGCCUGCCAGUGCCCACCUGGAGCACCGCAUCUGGUCAGGAGACCCCUGACCCUGGCCAACCUCCUCGGCCCCUGCUGGGCAGCGCCCACUUCCUGCUCCUGGUCUUCCUGAAGGUGCCCCUGCUCCUGGCCAUGCUCGGUGCUGUCCUCUGGUUCCACAGGCCUCUGAGGAGCUCUGCGGACCGGCGGAGGCAGUCCAUUUACGAGAACCAGUAGCCCCCAUGUUCAUCGCAUCCUCUUCAAUGAUGCAGUCUGCCGUAGGAUGGAAAUGACCUUCUGUCCAGCUGUCCUGUAUCACACUCCACCUCUCUCUCAGAACUUCUUUGUAACUUUUUUCCUAGAACAUGGUUCUAUACAUCCUAAAUAUAACCUACUCAAUAGGGUCUUCUGAACUGUAACUGCAGAACAACGUUGAGGACGUACCUUCUGGUUAACUCACAGAGCAUCGCUCAUGUACGGAUCUCUCGGGCACUCUCCCUGAAGUCUUCAUCCCCAGGAGUGUGCACGUCUUCCUUUGGAUCUGUUUUGAUGGAUCCGGGCAGUUCCAUGGUCUCCCCCACCAUCUGCGCUACCACAAUCCCUCACCUUCCACAGGGCUCGGAUCCACUGUGGGGAAUCUUCCAGUUGCUGAAUCUGUCUAAUUAAUUAUGCAUUCUGAAGCUCAGGAAAUACCAAUGCAGAAAAUUCAUGAGUCCUUUGGGCCCACUGAGACUGAGUUCUGAGUCAAAAUUCCAUUGUUCACAAACCUUCAUAAGCCUCUGCUCUGUCUAAUGGACCAAAGAGUCAUGUUGGGCUUCUCCAAUUGGUGUCAGUUCAGAACAGAACCCAGAGUUGCCUGAAAAAUUGGUUAUUCCCUCCUCAUGCCCAGUCAGACUGGUUAGUGUGUUCAGGUCCUUUGUGAUGGCUGGUAGAACAGUAAGAGUACUCAGUUUAUGCAGCAUAACGGAGUCCUUCCUUCCUCCUGUUCAAGAGUAACUGAAACCCUUUCCCACCCCAUCAUCCAAGGCCUGUGGUUUUAGACCUGGUUCAAGUCUGGAAAUAGAUUGAGGGGCCAUGAC